GGCCUAGGCCUACAUACUGCUAUUCUGACAACCGGGUGAUGUGACACAAUCACCGCCUGAGAAGCCCGCAUGAGCAGUUUGUACUCGGCAUAGGUAGGCCUAGCCUAAGCCUUGGUACCGAGUCCUAUUAAACUGUCAUUACUCUAGUCCACCGGCAAUUUUGAAAGUAGUAAAAACCUAAGGCAGACAGUACUCGGUGAUGCUCAAAUGCUUAAGAUUACUAUGGAGAUGAACCAAACAGAAACAGCUUUUGUUUCACCAGUUAAUCCAUCUGAUACAUUUCAAACAGGGGAACAUUUCAAUCUUCGGUGGUUUACUCCAACUAAUGAAGUGAAUCUAUGUGGGCAUGCUACCAUGGCAACAUCAGCGGUAAUCUUCGGAAAAAGAGAUAAUACUAAUGAACAAUUGACUUUCCAUACCAAGAGUGGUGAGUUAAUGGUAAGCAAAGUAGGUGAUGAGUAUGUGAUGGAUUUCCCACUCAACCACACAGCCCCACAGGAUCAAACACCAGUGAAGAAUCUAAUACAGAUGAGUAUUGGCAAGAUUAUACCGCAAGAUGUUCAAUACGCUCCUAAACCUCAUGGAGAUCUUGUUAUAAGGUUGCCAGAUUCAACAUCAAGAGAUGUUCUUGAGGGUCUGAAACCAGACACGACAGCCAUGAUGAAGGCAUUCCCAGAUGGCCAUAUCAAAGGAGUCAUCGUCACGUUACGUGGGUGUCCUGAAAAUGGUGCCAAGGAUGAAUGCGGCGAAAUUUUUGAUUUCAUGUCACGUUACUUUGACCCGUGGAAUGGAUUUCCAGAGGACCCUGUCACAGGUGUGUUAAGACAGAUGAUUUUCAUAUGCUAUUGUGCAUGUUGAGAUGAGU
Molecule: messenger RNA, 865 nt
Organism: Anneissia japonica
Lineage: Eukaryota; Metazoa; Echinodermata; Crinoidea; Comatulida; Comatulidae
Product: phenazine biosynthesis-like domain-containing protein
Exons: 7
Coding region: 208-858 (216 amino acids)
Biological process (GO): biosynthetic process
Cellular component (GO): cytoplasm
Molecular function (GO): isomerase activity
Source: RefSeq, a predicted model, not a curated record